Gamsiella multidivaricata is the source of this 938-nucleotide messenger RNA. Its product is annotated as translationally controlled tumor protein. The transcript is spliced from 4 exons. Bases 32 to 625 code for a protein of 197 amino acids. The record is from RefSeq and is a predicted model, not a curated record. Gene Ontology annotation, molecular function: calcium ion binding. Gene Ontology annotation, cellular component: cytoplasm. NCBI's taxonomy places the organism in Eukaryota, Fungi, Mortierellomycota, Mortierellomycetes, Mortierellales, Mortierellaceae.
UCUUUCAUCCACACCACGCCCUUCUCUCACCAUGCUUAUUUACCAGGACAUUAUCACCGGCGACGAGCUCUUCUCUGAUGCCUUCGACGUCAAGGAGGUCGGCGGCGUUUACGAGAUCGAGUGUGCCAUGAUCCAGGUCAAGGAGGGUGCUGAUGUUGAUAUUGGUGCCAAUGCCUCUGCUGAGGAGGUCGAGGAGUCUCUCGAGGACGGUGUCACGGUUGUCAACAACGUCGUCUACUCUUUCCGUCUCCAGUCGACCUCGUUCGACAAGAAGGGCUACACUUCCUACAUUAAGGGCUACCUCAAGCAGCUCAAGGCCGCUAAGGGCCUCUCUGAGGCGGAUACCAAGACUUUUGAGUCCGAGAUGACUGCUGAGGUCAAGAAGGUCCUCGGUGCCUUCAAGGACUUUGAGUUCUAUGUUGGCGAGUCCAUGAACCCCGAUGGUGCUGUCAUGCUCCUCAACUACCGCGAGGAUGGUACCACCCCCUACUUCACUGUCUUCAAGCACGCCGUCAAGACCAUGAAAGUCGUAAGUGGGAGAGAAUUGAUCGCCUAUAUGGUUUGCUGUAUUAUGCAUGGAAUGGACGACUCUAACGACUGCUUUCUUUUCUCGAUGUUGCAUUGAAGAAUUUUUACAGCAAAAGAAAGAGAGAGAGAAAAGGUAUGAGGUACCUUGAAGACAAAUGAUGCAUUAAAAUGGAUUUGCACCGUAAAGAAUAUUACAACUGGGAUGUUAUAAACUUCAUCGAGGGGACAGUCAAGUUGCACGAAAGACAUGACCAGAAGCUCCUCAUAGUAGGGCGUCCAAUAUUUUUUGUAUGCAUUUAUGUUUUGACUGCGAAGCGGAGCUGUAACAUUUGUAUCAGCCGAGAAAAUGUUUGUCAAGCUGCCCUGGGAUCCGCGAGGAUAAAGAGCUGAAGAGACUGUUUUGGUGCCUG